Molecule: messenger RNA, 7421 nt
Organism: Vombatus ursinus (common wombat)
Lineage: Eukaryota; Metazoa; Chordata; Mammalia; Diprotodontia; Vombatidae
Gene: NBAS
Product: neuroblastoma amplified sequence
Exons: 51
Coding region: 287-7252 (2321 amino acids)
Biological process (GO): retrograde vesicle-mediated transport, Golgi to endoplasmic reticulum
Cellular component (GO): endoplasmic reticulum membrane; Dsl1/NZR complex
Molecular function (GO): SNARE binding
Source: RefSeq, a predicted model, not a curated record
UCAGCCAAGGACUGGAGCCGAUUGGCCUCCACGGGGCCUGUGCCCGGAGCGUGAGGAGCAGUGACUCUAUUACCUUCUACGCUCACGUUUUAGUAUGGAUUCUGGACGGAGCUCAGCACCAUCGAUCACGGUGUCUGCCUGACUUGGCCAGACUCUGCUGACGUCGCUGAAUUGGGGCUUUAAUUUCAGUGAAGUGGGCACAGCGGAUGCAGAUUAAUUUGCUUUCUCUGUCUAAGGGCUUCUGUGUUGACUCUCCUAUUCUUAGACAGUUCUGGGUGUCUGUUAUAUGCUGCCGGAGGGUCCUCUUCACUUCAUCCGUCGGUACAUCUGGUACAGCCCUGCGACAUUUGUACUCCCCGAUGGACUGGUUCGCUUGGUUAAUAAGCAGAUGAACUGGCAUUUAGUACUGGCAAGCAAUGGUAAGCUGUUGGCCGCUGUUCAGGACCAGUGCGUGGAGAUCAGGUCUGCAAAGGAUGAUUUUACAUCUGUCAUUGGAAAAUGCCAAGUUCCCAAGGAUCCCAGCCCUCAGUGGAGACGGGUGGCCUGGAGUCACGACUGCACCCUGCUGGCUUAUGCCGAGAGCGUGGGCACCGUGAGGGUGUUUGACCUCGUGGGCAGCGAGCUCUUCUCCAUCCCCCCGGCGUCCAGUUUUCCCAGAGACCUCAGCUAUGCCAUUGCAGGGUUGAUAUUUUUAGAAUACAAGGCGAGUGCCCAGUGGUCCGCGGAACUCCUGGUCGUUAAUUACCGGGGAGAGCUGAGAAGUUACCUCGUGAGUGUUGGCACCAAUCAGAGCUACCAGGAGAGCCACAGUUUUAGUUUCAGUGGUCACUAUCCCCAUGGAGUCAACACUGUGAUUUACCAUCCAGGUCACAGGCUUUUGCUGGUGGGCGGCUGUGAAACCGAUGAAGCGAGCACCCCGACAGCCCGGGCCUGGGGUCUCUCUGCUUGGAGAGUCUUGUCCGGAUCGCCCUAUUACAAGCCGGUCAGCAGCAACGGGGAUGGCCUUGCCGUGGUGCCAAAGAGACUGGGACUGUUGAGGAUUUUUAAUGUGAAGCUUUACAGCCGACAGGGUCAAGAGCAGGAUGGGGUCUACAAGAUGAGCCUCUCUCCCAAUGGGACGAUUCUGGCCACCAUUCACUUCUCAGGAAAGCUGAGUUUCUGGACCAUCCCAUCUCUCACACUGCUGGGGGAAUGGCGUCAAGAGGAGCAGCCAGGUUAUGAUGCAAUCAACCCCAAUUGGAGGCUCUCCACUGAGAAAAGGAAAAAAAUAAAAGAUAAAGAGUCCUUCUAUCCACUGAUAGAUGUCAGUUGGUGGGCUGGCAACGCUGUGACCUUGGCUCGCUGCUCGGGGGCUUUGACCGUCUCCUCUGUGAAAACCCUGAAAAAUUUGCUGGGGAAGUCCUGUGAAUGGUUUGAACCCUCCCCUCAGGUCACCGCUGCUCACGAUGGAGGAUUUUUGAGCUUGGAGUGUGAGAUAAGGCUGGCUCCAAAGAGAUCCCGUUUGGACACCCGGCCAGAGGAGGAAGAGGACGGAGACGAGGACUCCGACUCAGAGGAUGAAAUGUCUGCCAAGGCUCGGUACUUCGGCUAUGUCAAGCAAGGCCUCUACUUUGUGACCGAGAUGGAGCGCUUUGCUCCACCCCGAAAGCGCCCUCGGACCGUCACCAAGAACUACCGCCUGGUGAGCCUGAGGUCCACCACUCCCGAGGAGCUCUACCAGCGCAAGAUUGAGAAUGAAGAAUACCACGAAGCCUUGUCUCUGGCUCAGACCUACGGGCUGGACACUGACCUCGUCUAUCAGAGGCAGUGGAGGAAGUCUGCUGUCAACAUUGCUUCCAUUCAGGACUACUUGAGUAAGAUUAAGAAGCGCGCUUGGGUUCUUCAUGAAUGCUUGGAAAGAGUCCCCGAGAAUGUCGAGGCAGCGAAGGAGUUACUUCAGUAUGGCUUGAAGGGCACAGACCUGGAGGCCCUUCUGGCCAUCGGGAAAGGAGAGGACGACGGCAGAUUUAUCUUGCCUGGGGGGGUCGACAUUGCUGAGGUACCUUAUGAGGAUCUUUUGUCACCUGCUGAAGAUGUUGAAAACACAGAGGAGAGAGGGCCCAAGAGGAGAACAGAGCUCCUGCAGCUAGUCAACUUUUCACAGUUGACGUUGGAGCAGAAGGAGCUGUGCCGGUGCAGACUGAAGCUAUUGACCUACCUGGACCGGCUGGCGACGUACGAGGAAAUCCUUGGAGUGCCUCAUGCAGCCGAGCAGAGAUAUGAUGCUGAAUUCUUUAAGAAGUUCAGAAAUCAGAAUAUUGUUCUCUCAGCGAGAACCUAUGCCCGGGAGAGUAACGUCCAGGCCCUGGCCAUCCUGUUCACGUACCACGGCGCGGAGCUGCUGGCCCAUCGCCUCGCUAUCCUCUCCAAUUUCCCAGAGACCACGUCUCCGCACGAGUAUGCAGCCCUGCUCCCAGAAGCUUGUUUUACUGCUGGUUCCUUGACCAUCAUUCCGUGGAAUGAACAGAAACAUCGUGAUAAGGACUGGUGUGAGGAGUCAGAAUGCAGAAUGGCGGUGGAGCCGAAUCUCCAGGAUGAAGGUGGAUUCUUGUACGAAGCCCAGCCCGAGUUAUUAAAGUACCGCACCGCCCACCUUUCCAUCGAUCUGGUCACCAAAUGGUACUGCGCCCGAGGAGAGGACAUUGAGCACUACGCCCGGCAGGUGGACUGUGCCCUGUCCCUCAUCCGCCUUGGGAUGGAGAGGAGCAUUCCUGGUCUGCUGCGCCUCUGUGACGAUCUGGUUACCCUGGAGACCUUAGUGUACGAAGCAGGCUGUGACCUCACCCUGACCUUGAAGGACCUCCAGCAGAUGAAGCCCAUUGACCAGCUGCGGCUGUUGAUGGAGAGGUCUUCGGAGGAGAAGUAUGUGACCAAUGCCUACCAGUGGAUGGUGCCCCUCCUGCACCGGUGGGAGAAGCAGUCCCCAGGCGCAGCGAGCCAGCUGCUCAGAGACUAUUUGGUGACCUUGGCCACGGGGGACCUCAGGUUCCCCCUGAAGAUAUUCCAGCAUUCCAAACCGGAUCUUCAGCAGAAAAUCAUCCCGGACCAGGAUCAGCUGAUGGAGGUCGCCCUGGAGUGCAUCUAUAAUUGUGAGCGGGAUGACCAGCUCUCUUGUUGCUAUGAUAUUUUAGAGUGCCUUCCUCAGAGAGGAUAUGGUCCUAAGACUCUGGCGACAGCUGCUCUUCACGACAGGGUGGACCAGCUGGAGCAGAUCCUCAGCGUGUCUGAACUCCUGGAGAAGCAUGGGCUGCAGAAACCCGUUUCAUUUGUGAAGAACACCCAGGCGCACACGGAGGAGGCCCGAAAGCUGAUGAUCAGACUGACCAGGCACACGGGACGGAAACAGCCCCCGGUCAGUGAGUCUCACUGGAAGAUGCUGCUGCAGGAUAUGUUGGCUAUGCAGCGGACGGUCUACACGUGCUUGGAACCAGAAGCUUGUUACGAGAUCUUCACAGAAAGCCUCCUGUGCUCCGGUCGCCUGGACACGCUCCACCUGGCAGGCCAGAUGAUGCAGUGCAGUGCUGGUGUGAGUGGCCCCCCGGGGAGCGGGCCCCACAAAGGGAAGGCUCCCUUCAGGGUCAGCUACGAGAAGAGCGUGGCCUUGGUGCUGGCUGCCAGCCGAGAGUACUUCAACUCCUCCACCAACCUCGCCGACGGCUGCAUGGACUUGGCGAGGUCUUGCUUGCAGCUGAUCACGGAUUGUCCCCGGGCUGUUCAGGAGGAGCUUGAUCUCAUUCGCGCCCUUGGGUACCUUGAGGAGUUUGGGGUGAAGAGCCUUCCUUUGCAAGUGCGUCUGUGCCCGGAUCGUCUCAGCAUCAUCGAGGAGUGCAUCGCCCAGGCCCCGACCUGCUACAAGCAGUCCGCCAAACUACUGGGACUGGCCAGCCUGCUGCAGGUAGCAGGUGAGGACCAUGAAGAAAGGAAGGGACAGGUUUUGGUGCUUUUGGUCCAACAGGCUCUUCAUUUCCAGGACUGCAAAGCCGCAAGCAUGCACUGUCAGGAGCUGAUGGCCACAGGCUACUCUCCGAGCUGGGAUGUCUGUAGCCAGCUGGGACAGUGUGAAAGCUUCCAGGACUUGGCUGCUCGCCAGGAACUCAUGGCUUUUGCCCUGACACAUUGUCCUCCCAGUUCCAUCGAGUGUCUUCUGGCAGCAAGCAGUUCUCUCCAGACAGAAAUUCUGUAUCAGAGAGUGAAUUUCCAGAUGUACCCAUCAGAAGGAGGAGAAAAUCCCCAUGUUUCCAUCUUACCGGUGCAGUGUCUCAACAAGGGGCCUCUGGAGGACGAAGCCGGCAUCCCAACCAGCCACUCGGGAGAUCUGCUGCAUUGGACCACAGCCACCACCAUGAAGGUCUUCUCGAACACGAGCACCACCACCAAAGCCAUGCUGCAUGCUGUCAGUGAUGGGCAGUGGUGGAAGAAGUCCUUGGCCUACCUCCGACCCUUGCACGGCCAAGACUUCUGUGAUGUUUAUGGCCGGGGAGCGGGAUCCAACGCAGGCCUGGAGAGGCAGGGCUGCCAUCCGUUUUACGAGUCCCUCCUGGCCAAUCCCUUUGUCUCCGAGUCUGAAGCGACCUAUACUGCGUACCAGCACGUUGCGACAGAGAGCUUUGCGGAGGUCUUGCUGCGAACGGGGAAAUUAGCAGAAACCAAGAGUGGAGGCGGCGGAGGAUUUCCAACCACAGAAGUUCUCCUGCAGCUGGCCAGCGACGCUUUGCCGCAUGACGUGACCUUGGCCUUGGCUUACCUGCUCGCCCUGCCACAGGUGGUCGACGCCAAUAAGUGCUUUGAGAGGCAGGCGCAGUCAGCCUUGUGUCUCCAGCUGGCGGCUUACUAUUACAGCCUGCAGAUCUACUCACAUUUGGUGCCCUGUUUCCAGGACAGAUGCCAUCCGCUGUACCGGGCUGAUCCCAGUGAGCUCGUCCAGUUGGUCACCGAGCACGUCUCUCACCCGGAUGGCCGGGCCUGGUCCGAAGACGUCGGGGUGCUGGUCCAGCACCUGGGCUUCUACCAUGAGCGACUCCAGGAUCUCACCCAGGCCCAGCUGCUCCAGGGACUGCGCAAGGGCGUGGACGUGCCCCGCUUCACUGCGGAUGACCGGUACAAGAGAGAGACAAUCCUCGGGCUGACCGAGACGCUCGAGAACAACGUCUACAACAUCGCCCUUUCCUUGGCCGAGCGGUACAGUGUGCCAUGUUGGGAGGUUUACAUGACCCACCUGGAGUUUCUGUUCACCGACUGUAGCUUGUCUACCGCAGAGAUAGAAGGCAGAGCCCAAGCUCUGGGGCUCCUCGAGGCCUUGAAAGCCAACCCUGACCUCUUUCAUGAACGCAUGGCCAAGUACGUUUACCCCGGGAUCGGAGGCACCGAUCAUGAAAGGCUGCUGUACUUCUUCAGCCUGCUGGCGAGCUGCGGCUGCCUGCGAUUUGGGAAGCGGGCCAUCGCGCCCGACACGCACGUUCGGCUGCUGAAGAAACUGAAGGUAGUGGCGUCAGGUCUGAAUUACAAGAAGCUGACCGAUGAAAAUGCCAGUCCUCUGGACGCGUUGGAGCCCGUCCUCACCAGUCAGAAUAUUCUCUCCAUAUCCAAGCUGGCUUCCAAAAUCCCCAAACCGGAUGGGUCUGUGCUCUCCCCCAGCUCCCUCUACACCGUCUGGCUGCAGAAACUGUUUUGGAGGGGCGACCCCCAACUCGUUAAGAAAGCCCCGGACUCCGUACCAGAAUGGCUCCAUGCCUAUGACACGUGCGCCAAGUACUUUGAUCGUCUCCACCCAGGCGACCUCCUCACUGUAUUGGACGCGAUGACGUUUUCUCCAGAGGCCAUGACCAAGCUGACCGUGGAGGCCCGUACAGAGAUGACAAGGAAGGCUAUUGCCACUGUCAAACAUUUUAUUGAGAAGCGCAGGAAGAGAAAUGUGGACCAGGAUUCAGAGGAGCCUGCCGCUUCCCCCGUCCCUUACGAGGAUGCCCUGAGACACCUGAAGCAGUCCCUGGCUCACCUGGAGACGCUCCAGCACAGCUUCAUCGCUUCCCUGAAGAACAGUGAGCAGGACAAGUUCCGGCACUAUGCUGACCUCUAUGACCUCUCGCGGUCCGAGAAGGCCAAGAUCCAGGAGCAGGCCAUCACCAUGUGUCUGGAUGGGCAGCCGCUGGCCAUGGUGCAGCAGCUGUUGGAGGUGGCUGUGGGCCCCUUGGACCUUUCCACCAAGGCAGUCGUCCACGGCGCGGUCAUGCGUGUGCUCUCUUUGUUGAGUGGGAGUAGCCCUGACCUGCCCGUGCCUGGGGACCCACUCCAGGUCCUGGAGAGCAUCAUUUCGUCGGUGCACGCAAGCGUGGAAAAGGGGGAAAGGCUCCUUUCAUCCGAUGACUUGCUGGAGUGGUUCCGGCCCUUCUGUGCGGAUGACGCCUUGCCCAUCAAGCCGCGGGUCCGGGUCUUGCAGAGCGUGGAGCGCUCCUUCCAUCUCACGGAUGAGGAUAGGAAGCUGCUGGUGUUCUUCCGGACAGAAGCCAUUCUCAAGGCCAUGUGGCCGCAGACACAGGUGACCAUUGCUGACAUUGAGAAUGAGGAGAGACGCUCCACUCUCUUUUUGGGGCUCCUGGAGGCCAGUCGUCAGCAGGUGGAAUUUCAGCACCUGGCUUUGCUCUUGCAAGCUUGGCCCCCCCACGGGAGCAGCGAGGCCGAUAAUCCCUGGAUGAAGCUCGCCACAGUGAUGUUGUCCAGGUGCGCAGAUGGGAACAAGGAUGCCCUGGGCCAGGACGUGUUGAGGCUCUGCCGCUCUCUGUACCACACCCCGCAGAGCCUUCCCCUGGAGUGUGUGAAGGAGCUGGCCGUGCUGCUGCUUAGCCAAUCCCUCCUACUCCCGGCCCUGAAGCUGCUGGUGGAAAGCCAGGAUGCCGCUCUCCAAGCCCUGGCACUGGAGCAGAUCGAGGCUGUGUCCCAGGUGGAUGACUCCAGCUGUGACCCCGAGCUACUCUCCAUACUCCUGGAUGCCAAGUUGGUGGCAAGAUGUAUUUCCACUCCUUUUUAUCCUCAUCUCAUCAACCACCUCUUGGCCCACCAGAAGGAAGGUCCUUGGUCUGUGGAUGAGAUAGCCUGUCAACUGCGGGAGGCUGGCCACAGCGUGGAGGCUGGCUCGCUGCUACUGGCAUCGCGGGGGAUCUAUGGUGCUCUUUGCACCUUCAAUGCUGCCCUUGGUGCUGCUCGGCUCUGGAUAUGAAGUCUUCCCUCCAGGGCUGAUGCCCACCCACAGCAAGUGGAACACUUUUCCGCUGAGACAAAUCCUAUUGCCAGAAACUGUGUAAUCCUGUUAAUUGUCCUGUGCCCUCCCAUCUCCCCCCCGUCCCUGAAAAUAAAGCCGUAUGUCCCCAGCAAGCCUGGGAUGUUAC